This is a messenger RNA of Meira miltonrushii, 964 nucleotides long. RefSeq lists its product as uncharacterized. NCBI's taxonomy places the organism in Eukaryota, Fungi, Basidiomycota, Exobasidiomycetes, Exobasidiales, Brachybasidiaceae. Bases 36 to 803 code for a protein of 255 amino acids. The transcript has a single exon. The record is from RefSeq and is a predicted model, not a curated record.
GUCAUUGCUACCAUUCCCCUAAACUAUCAGACAAGAUGUCACAUAUAACACGCCAAUAUAUUCAAGAACUUCGUCAAUCCUUCCAUGCUGAUUUAUCAAAAGACGAUUGGUACGUCGUUUUAACUUCAGCUUUUGCUUCUGCUCAUUUGGCCGUAGAAGCAGUACCAUUAAUAUACGAAGAAGCUUUAAGUCUUUAUGCACCACAUAAUCAACCACAAUGUGAUAAAGAAGCAAUUAAAAUACAAAGACGUAUAAAAGAAUCUCUGUUGAAAGGUGCAAUUAUUUAUGGUAUUCCAAGCGCAUUAGAUGCGAUAGUAACUUGGAUUCCAAUCUUACGAAAAGAAUAUACAGCUGAACCGGGCAGAAACGAUUCUGGAACACUUUUCAGAAAAGAUCGUGAAACCAAAACAAUGGCCGAAUAUGAAAGUGCAGCAAUGAAUCAUUUACGUAUAAUUUAUCAACAUAAUCUUGAUGAUAUUUUUGAACGUUUUGGUCAAGAUGCAAACGAUAUCUUUCGUCAAACGAUUCAUUUUGGCUAUGGUUGGAAUUUGUCUUAUACUGAUAUCCUUGAUUUUUCUUCAACUGAACUUUGUCUCGUUGCUGCUCUUAUCUUGCAAAACUUACGUAUGGAAGUUUUAUGGCACUUGCGUGGCGCUCUUCGAUCGGGAGUAAGUCGGGAUAUCGUUCAAAAUGUACAUCAAGUUUGUCUCAGAAUCGCAAAAGAUGCAGAUAUACGGACAAACAAAGUUCCUACCCUAGAAGAAGUCUCCGAAACUACAAAUGAACUAGACGGUAAGGAUUAGCAUGUCUCAUUCAACAAUACCCCACUUCCGAUUGCGUAUUGUAAAUAUUCAUUCAGAAAAGAUGUACAUCGAUACAUGAUGAAAGAUCAUUGAUGGUUGAAGUGUUGCGUACAGCAUAAGACUAUAUUGAGCAGAGGGAACAGAGAAACGAAACAAUUGGG